Molecule: messenger RNA, 1012 nt
Organism: Brassica napus (rape)
Lineage: Eukaryota; Viridiplantae; Streptophyta; Magnoliopsida; Brassicales; Brassicaceae
Product: abscisic acid receptor PYL11
Exons: 1
Coding region: 330-818 (162 amino acids)
Biological process (GO): abscisic acid-activated signaling pathway
Cellular component (GO): cytoplasm; nucleus
Molecular function (GO): signaling receptor activity; protein phosphatase inhibitor activity; abscisic acid binding
Source: RefSeq, a predicted model, not a curated record
UAUCAUCCGUGGACACCUUCUUCAUGGCUUAUAUUUGCCUUUUAGUAUUGUAUAUUGAUGUUACAACGUAAUCUUUUAUUUCACAUAAAGUUUUGUUUUCAUACUUACAUAAUACAAGGAAGACAAGAAAAACGUAAUAUAUAUCUUUUAGUCAGCCUUGUUCUUUAGAUAUUUCUCAUCUUUUCAUGUCGACCUAAAAGAUAUUUCUCAUAUAAAUACUCAAACUUGUCGCUUCAAAACGAAGAUACAAAGAUAUUAUUCUUAAGUUCUUAUACGAGACCAUACGAACAACGGUCGAUAAAAGGGCAAAAGCGAAAAAAAUCAAACAAAUGAAAACAUCUCAACAACAACAUCGUUGCGGUUCGACACUAGUACAAACCAUCAAUGCUCCAUUGCCUCUGGUGUGGUCAAUACUACGACGUUUUGACUACCCGCAAGCCUAUAAACAAUUCGUGAAAACGUGCGAUCUAAGCUCCGGCGAUGGAGGAGAAGGCUCUGUCCGUGACGUGACGGUGGUUUCCGGUCUUCCGGCGGGUUACAGCAUAGAGAGGUUAGAUGAGCUAGACGAUGAGUCUCACGUAAUGGCGAUUAGCAUUAUUGGCGGUGACCACCGUCUCCUUAAUUACCGGUCUAAAACGACGGCGUUUGUGGCGGCAGAGGAGGAGGAGAAGACGGUGGUGGUGGAGAGUUAUAUGGUGGAUGUGCCGAAAGGAAAUAGUGUGGAGGAAACAACGUCCUUUGCUGAUACCAUCGUUGGGUUUAAUCUUAAGUCAUUGGCUAAGCUCUCGGAGAAUAUGGCACCCAAGCGAAAAUCGUAGUUCUAAAAUUUGUAGUAGUUAAGUUAUAGUUUUAAAGUUGUAAGAAUUAAAACCCUUAUUCAAGGAGAGUUUAGAACUUUAGAUAGUAAUGUAGCCAUAUCAGAGGGGAAAUAACGAAGGUACUUUGUAUAAUAUUAAUUAAGUACAUGUGUUUUGUGAAAUAACUGAAAAGAAAAUUUAAAGAAAAAGAAAAA